GUGAUUGGUAAUGGCUUGUGUCCGGUAACAAUAAUUGUACUCCAUCUUGUCUCAGUCCUAAAUGAUUUAAAUGUUGUAGCAAAUGCACAAAAAUUUUCACACGGGAUUUCUUUGUGAACUCUGCUGGCCUGGAGUGUCUAAAUUGCCCUUAGUGUUUGAAUUCGCGCUGUUUGCUGGACUUCCGUCCCGAUCCGGCUGUCCUCCGAUUCCUGCGAUGCAUUCUGGCCUUGCUGUAACCCUGAAUGAGAUAAUUGGUCACAGAAAACGGUUGGAUGUUAAAGCUCAUUUGAAAUUUACUAGUAGGCCGUAUACGCCAUUUGUUUCAAAUUGCAUGGGAAGAAAUCCAGCUUUUCAUCCAGUGGUAACGCAAAUACUUUGAUGCGUUUAUCGUAUAAUUAAUAUAGCCUUUAUGUACUUCAGGUUUUUACUGUUUUCUCCCACGUUUUGUCCACGAGAGCAACCAUUUGAAACAACCUUUACUAUUUUUUAAGUAAACAAGCACGAAAACCAGACCUGCAAAAAUAAGUCAGCUUCCACAGCAUAUUAGUAUCAUGUCAUACGAAGAAAUUCGGAAAAGGAGAUGCUAUACUAAUGUCUUUUGUCUAUAUUAACCUACACACACCGAAGAGCACAAACUCACUUAAACUACAUCCGCAGAUUCAGAAAUCAGAAAUGUCACAAUUGGUAGUCUGUCUAUAAAUACCAUUACCGACCACCACUGCUUGCGCUUUCCCUUAGUGAGUUUGCGUCGGGCAUGUAGCGUCUCUUCCCAGGAAUUUUUUACUGACCCCGGGCAAAUGGAAAUCCAGUAUACAAGGGAGCGGCUUAACCAGUCCCUCCACUCCAGUAUGCAGUAACGGGCCAGGGGGGGCUCUGAGAAAAGGAGGCGGCUGCGGGUCAAAGUCAGGGACCACGAUGGCCCUUUUCAAGCUGGAGAACGUGGAGGACCUGUACGAGAUCGGGGAAGUGCUGGGCAGUGGGCACUUUGGGCAGGUCCGGGAGGUGCGGGACCGGGCCACGGGGACCCUCUGGGCGGGCAAGUUCCUGAAGCUGCGGAAGACCGCCAGCAGCCGGCUGGGGAUCGAGAGGAAGAGCGUGGAGAAGGAGGUGGAGAUCCUGCAGACCCUGCAGCAUGGGAACAUCAUGGCCAUCCGAGACGUGUUCGAGAGCAGAGCAGAGGUGGUGCUCAUUGUGGAGCUGAUCCGUGGUGGGGAGCUCUUUGACUUUGUUGCAGAGAAGGAGAGCUUGACAGAGCGCGAGGCCAUAGAGUUCCUGGAGCAGAUCCUCCAUGGUGUCCAGUACAUGCACAGCAAGCGCAUUGCCCACUUUGACUUAAAGCCUGAAAAUAUAAUGCUCUCAGAAAAGGCUGUGCCACAUCCUAACAUUAAGAUUAUCGACUUUGGACUGGCGCACCACUUCGAACAAGGAGAGGAGUACAAGAGCAUAAGCGGCACCCCCCAGUACAUCGCUCCCGAGGUGAUCAAUUACGAACCCCUGAGUGAGGCGACAGACAUGUGGAGCAUUGGAGUCAUCACCUACAUCCUGUUGAGUGGCAUGUCCCCGUUCCAAGGAGAUAACGACACAGAGACGCUCAAAAACAUCGUGGAGAUGACCUACGAAUUCGACGACUACCAUUUUAAACAAACCAGCGACAUGGCCAAAGACUUCAUCGAGAAGCUACUGCGCAAAGAACAAAACGAGAGAAUGACGGCAGAUGAGUGUCUGCUCCAUCCCUGGAUUAAGCCCUUAACACGAAAACAGGCCGCCAGCAGAAAUCGCUCCUCCAUCAACAUGAGGAACUUCAAGAGGUUCAACGCCAAGAGGAAAUGGAAGAUGUCCUACAACAUGGUGUCGGCAUGUAACCGAUUCUGCCGUCUUCAGUUACUGUGCAAGCCCAGUAUAAAAGUAGACGAGGAGCUGAGACAGUGCGAAAGUGACCAGGAGGACACAGAGACCAAACCGGCCACCCUCCUCAGACGCCGGCUCAGCAGCAGUUCUUAGUUGUCCCCACCAGGGGCGCCAGAGCGCCGUCUCCCUUUCAUUGUGCGACAUCUCCAUUGGGAGAUGGAGUCACCAUGGGAUGCAAUCGUAUCUUCCUCUAAGAAAUGUAAGGUGUUAUUUUGUCUUCUGUACUAACUUGCGGAAAUGAAAUAUUUUUAUAGGGAACUUAACAUAAACUAACGGUCUGAAUUAUAUUUUUUGCCGUAAUGAGCAAAGACUGAAAGGCCGGAAUAUGUAGAUGCAUGCGUUUGUGCAGGCCAUGCACAGUUCAGGAAGCAUGAUACACGUCUAUGGAAUUAACCUUCACCGAGACCUUCACUGCAUCCCGACAUCCAUAGUUUUCCCAGUGAGACAGAUAAUUUUGUGUAAUUCAGUUCAUGCACUGUAAACUGAAUUAUUGUGGACUGUAUUUUUCUAACAUGUUUAUUUGAUACAUUUUGUAUGAAAAGGUGAUGCUUACAUAGUGAUGUGUACAAUGUAAUUCUCAUGUUUCUAGUUAUUUUGAAUUAUAUUUUUAGUUUUUUUUAUUAUAUAUGUAUGUAUUUCUUUUUUACCAGAAUGCUUCACGAUAAUAACAAAAUAAAAGAACGCUGCUGUUAAAUGUAGGAUAAUACAACAAUGAAAUUAUUUAAGACUAUACAAUAUUUGAAAGUGUACUAUAAAUAUAUUAAUCGGGGAGAACUAAGAUGUAUGGACAGCUAAUGCAGUCGAUAUUCAGCUGUACGAACAUCCAUUCAGGCUCUUCGUCGUUAUUUUCCUUCAUCGCAAAACCAACAGUCUUGUAGCGGUUCCACGAAAGAUUAUCUGUUUCCCAAAUACAGACUCAAAAUAUAGGCUAUAGAAUCCACUCUUAUCUUAUCUUAUCUUAUCUUAUCCAUUUUUAAUGUUUACUAAUAUAUAUUUUUGAAUAGUCUCAGUGUGUAGCAACUUAAAAAUUUGAACCCUUCGUUGCUUAGGUGCUUGUUCAGUUUACUGAAGGAAAGUUAGAUCUGCAAAAACAGUUAUUGUUCCGCGGAACACAGCAGUUUUAACAGUAUGUUAACCAACAGUAUAAGUUUGGCACCUCAAAAAUCAACGUCAUGAGGUGUUUUCAAACCAAUCAGAAUUGGUGUUUGGGAGGGGGGCAUCGCCCCUCCCCCCGAAACGCCACCGGUCGAGGACGACGUCUUUAGUAGUAAUUAAGUUUCAAACAUAGGCGCUCAUCGUAAAAUAAAUAAAGGCCGUUUCUCCCCGGGACAUGGCAUCGGAACGUAAUUGUUUAUUGCCACCCCCGACAAGUUUUACUAUGGCCUCCCAAACCUCUUUGAAUAUAUACAUUAGAAAAAGAAUUUUACUUGACUGAUUUUUAAAUGUGACGGUUUUAGGUUUUUGUCAGAUGUAACCGUGGCAUGAACUUGUGUGCGUUGCCUGUGGUCAGUUUUUGGAUCGUUUUCAUUACGCCUAUGGGGAUUUUAAUAAAUGAUUUCUGAUGAA
Brienomyrus brachyistius is the source of this 3474-nucleotide messenger RNA. RefSeq names its product death-associated protein kinase 2. Lineage: Eukaryota; Metazoa; Chordata; Actinopteri; Osteoglossiformes; Mormyridae. The record is from RefSeq and is a predicted model, not a curated record. Gene Ontology annotation, cellular component: cytoplasm; nucleus. Gene Ontology annotation, molecular function: protein serine/threonine kinase activity; ATP binding. The transcript is spliced from 12 exons. Gene Ontology annotation, biological process: intracellular signal transduction; protein phosphorylation; positive regulation of apoptotic process. The coding region runs from base 916 to 2001 and encodes 361 amino acids.